Messenger RNA from Loxodonta africana (African savanna elephant), 1664 nucleotides. RefSeq names its product olfactory receptor 5L1-like. The transcript has a single exon. Gene Ontology annotation, cellular component: membrane. Gene Ontology annotation, biological process: sensory perception of smell; G protein-coupled receptor signaling pathway. NCBI's taxonomy places the organism in Eukaryota, Metazoa, Chordata, Mammalia, Proboscidea, Elephantidae. Gene Ontology annotation, molecular function: odorant binding; olfactory receptor activity; G protein-coupled receptor activity. Bases 714 to 1664 code for a protein of 316 amino acids. The record is from RefSeq and is a predicted model, not a curated record.
ACAUCUGCUUUUUAACUGUUUUCCAGAAAAAGUUUAUACAACAGUUAGCAUUGUUAGCAUUCAUUAUCACCCUUAUAAUUAGCAAAAUCACUUGGUUAAUUUGAUAAGCUAAAAAGAUUAUGGCUUUCACUAUCUACUUUAUCUUUUUUUUAAUUCAGCAUAAUACCAAAUGUAAACAGGUCUUUCUAAGCCACUGACUCAAGGAAGUUUGUCACACUCCACGAAAUUGGAAAAAACAGGUACCUCAUCUACUAAUAAUUUAUGCUACCAAUAAACUGGAAGAAAAACAACAACAACAAAAAUAUAAAUAUCAUACAGGAGCACAACAGCUAAAACCCCAACUGGACACUGCUUGUUAAGUUUCUCAGGGAACAGGAGGUAAAUUCAAUGGAGCUGUAAAGCAUAACAUUGAAUCACUUACAAAGUUUCAUCAAAACACUAAUUUAGUAGGUAAUCCCAAUCUACUGUGCAGAUAAAUUCUGAGAAUCAUUUAAGGCUUUUGAUGAUGAUUAUUUUUAACCAGUGGGAUCUACAGAAGUUUUUAACACUUUGAAUGAUUUGACAAUUACAUUUUUCUUACAGGCAGCUUUCCUAUAAAAACUAUUUUUCGUAUAAAUAUUCUAUCUCUGUGAAGUUAAUACAAAACUCUUAUUCUCUUCUAGGAGAAAGAUAAAAAAUGUAAUUGUUUUCCCAAACCUGAAAUAUAGUGGAAAAUGGUGGAAGAAAAUUGCACCGUGGUGACAGAGUUCAUUCUCCAGGGAUUAUCAGAUGUCCCUGAGCUGAAAAUCUUCCUCUUCCUGUUUUUCCUUCUAAUCUAUGGAGUCACAGUUGUGGGCAACCUGGGCAUGAUUGCACUGAUUCACGUCAGCAGUCGGCUUCACACCCCCAUGUACUUUUUCCUCAGCCACUUGUCCUUUGUGGAUUUCUGUUACUCCACCGUCAUUGUGCCUAAGACACUGGACAAUAUCAUCAACAAGGACAAAGCCAUUUCUUUCCUGGAAUGCAUGGUGCAAUUCUAUUUGUUUUGUGCUUAUGGAAUCACUGAGGUCAUCCUGCUGGCUGUGAUGGCCUAUGACCGGUUUGUGGCCAUCUGCAACCCCCUGCUGUACAUGGUCAUCAUGUCCCAGAAGCUCCGUUUGGAGCUAGUGUCUGGCUGCUACCUGUGUGGAACAGUGUGCUCUCUGAUGCACUUGUGUUUAGCUCUUGAGAUCCCGUCCUAUCUAUCUAAUGUGAUUAACCACUUCUUCUGUGAUCUACCCCCUCUCUUAUCUCUUGCCUGCUCUGAUGUCUCUAUGAAUGAACUGCUGGUGUACAUUGUGGCCACUGUCAAUGAGAGCAUCACCAUUGUGGUCAUCCUCACCUCCUACUUGUUUAUUCUUGUCACCAUCCUGAGGAUGCGCUCUGCAGAGGGAAGGCGUAGAGCGUUUUUCACCUGUGCCUCUCACUUCACAGCCACAAUUGUCUUCCAUGUAACAAUCCUUUUCAUUUAUUGCAGGCCCAGCUCUAGCAACAGUCUGGACACAGACAAGGUAGCCACAGUGUUCUACACUGUAGUAAUUCCCAUGCUGAACCCCCUGAUCUACAGCCUGAGGAACAAGGAUGUGAAAGAAGCUCUCAGGAAAGUGAUGGGAUUUAAUUUACUCACCAAGGGGCCAUUUGCUUAG